Messenger RNA from Paramecium pentaurelia, 435 nucleotides. The record is from the annotation of a GenBank genome assembly. Lineage: Eukaryota; Ciliophora; Oligohymenophorea; Peniculida; Parameciidae.
AUGUAUAGAAUUUACAACUUAAAUUUAGAGAAUUUUGAGAAGAUUGUGAUCUAAUUUCCUAGUAAUUAAUUACAGGAAUCUUAAACUGUGUUGAGAUAACUAAAUAAAUAAUAGAAUCUCAAUCAGAUAAUAUUAUGUAUGUAUGUAUUACCUUAUUUAGAAUACGAUUCAGCUGCAUUAAUUAAAUCUAUAGAAUCAAUUGAAUAAUCAUCUUGGGUUUUAUUUGAUUAAAAAUAUGAUCACAUUUGGAUUGAUGAAAGUAAACAAAUAUUUCUUUAAUUCUAAAAGUAAUUGAAUCAAUAACAAAGAUAACAUAUUGCUUGUGGUUAUCAUGCAGCUGAAUUAUAAAAAUAAUUAAUAUUUAUAGGAUCUGAAGAUAGUGAAUUGUUAUAAAGAUUAAUUUUACAUUUUGAAUAUGGAAAAAUAGAAAAAUGA